AUGUUUGAUAACUACGAACAUGUCAUGCUGAUUGAUGAAAAGUCUUUUCAUAUUCAGCUCUUUGAUUCACUUGUUGGACCGCCCAAUUUUCCUGAAGAUGCAGAUAGAUUGAGACCGCUUUCAUACCCCAAGACUGAUGUAUUUUUCCUAUGCUUUGAUAUUGGAUCACCUGACUCAUUUGAAAACAUACAUGAGAAGUGGGUUCCUGAGAUCAAACAUCAUUGUCCUCAUACACCCUUCAUGCUUGUUGGCUGCAAAUCAGAUCUUCGUACCUGCCCCAGCCAUGAAGGCAACCCCAUAGUGUCCAUUCAAGAGGUUGAGGAUCUUGCACAGCAACUGGGUUGCAGAUAUCAAGAAGUCAGUGCUCUAACACAAGAUGGGGUUCAAGAUUGCUUCAUUGAAGCUGGGAGAUUGGCUGUUAUUCAUAAGGGACACACCAGACUGAAGAAGAAGGGCCUUCCAAUCCCACCUGUCAUGCCUCCUGCAGAAAAAGUACCUUGCCCAGAGAUAGAAACAUCUACAUUUGCUGAACAGUGGCUCAAGCUACUAAAGAAUCCCUCAUAUGCAGAUGUAACAUUCAAAGUUGGCCACCAUGAGCUGCUUGCUCAUAAAAUCAUCCUUUGUGCUGCCUCGGAAACCUUCAGGAAACUAAUCAAUAUAACGCCAGACUUUGAAAUAAACCAAUUAGAGCCUGUAAAAUAUGAUAAUACUUCAGGGAAAAUUGCAGCUAAGUUGGUGCCAGGUUUGGAGAAUGCGUGUCACGAUUCUAAUGAUAACACUAUUAUUACUCUUAGAGAAGAUAUCACCUAUGAGGCAUUUGUACAUGUUCUAGAGUUUAUCUAUACAGGAGUCCCUUUAUUGAAAGAUGAGACCCCCGCAGAUGACCUUCAUGACCUGAAGCAUGCCGCAAUCACAUUCAACCUACCCCAGCUUGUGACCAUAUGCGAGAACAUUGAGCAGAACAUGGAGUUCCUCAAUCCAAGUAUAGGGACAUACCUAAAUCAUGAAACAGAGGCAAAGCUGAAGAAGAUGUUCUUGAACAAACCUUUAUUGGCAGAUAUUGUCUUCCUUAUUGAAGGUACCAAGGUGUUUGCUCAUAAAACAGUGGUAACGACCAGAUGUGAAGUUUUUGCUGCAAUGUUUAGUGGUCAUUAUACUGAGACCUCACAGGGAUCUUGCACAGAGGUUGAGAUUAGUGGGACAAGUCUAGCAACAUUUCUUGCCUUACUGGAGUACCUUUACACUGAUCACUCCCCCAUCGAGGAGAAUGACUCCAUUGAAAUCCUCGUCCUUGCCAACCAGUAUUGUCAGACAAGACUAAUCAACCUAUGUGAACUGUACAUCACUAAAGAAGUUGAGCAUUCAAUGGCUAAGUCGAUUGAAAGUUCAGACAUUGAUGUUAUAGAUCUACUAAUAUCUUGCCAGGAUCAUAAUGCUCACCAGCUCGCCAAAUGGUGCCUACAUUUCAUAGCUACUAACUACAGUUCAUUUAUGAACCAUCCAAAAUUCCCUCUACUUGUCGGCAGUAACCUUGAAUAUAUAGAGGAACAUAGGUGGCCUCCAGUAUCAUACCUUGAUAAGGUUGAGGAAUACAAUCAAUUGAUAUCAAUAAAGAAACGAAGCAGAAUAUCUAAAUUCUUCAGCUGUGUGUUCUCUAAAGUAGGAAAAUAG
This is a messenger RNA of Owenia fusiformis, 1671 nucleotides long. NCBI's taxonomy places the organism in Eukaryota, Metazoa, Annelida, Polychaeta, Sabellida, Oweniidae. The record is from the annotation of a GenBank genome assembly.